AGCAACAUGACUAAUCAAAAUAACCAGUUAAAUGAGGAGAAAAAACAACUGUUAGCACAAUUUUUGGAUGGAUGGAAGUGCAAUCAAUCCAGUUUAUACUACAUUUCCUCUGACACGAAGAACUGGGCUGAAAGUAGAGAAGACUGUUUGAACAGAGGAGCAGAUCUGAUCAUCAUAAACAACAGAGAGGAACAAGAGUCUUUUAAAACUGAUGCUGAAUUCUGGAUUGGUCUAAAUGACAGUGAUGUGGAGGGCACAUGGAAAUGGGUUGAUGGCAGCACACUGACCUCUGGGUUCUGGGCGUCUGGACAGCCCAACAUGGACAAAGAGGAAAACUGUGCUGUGCUGAAUCCAUUAGGGUGGUAUGGUUAUCCAUGUGAUAAUGUUUUUAAAUGGAUAUGUGAGAGAAAAAAAAAAAGCACCUUAAAAUAAAAUCUGUAAUGUGAUGGCUAAUAGAAAGCAGGUAAAAAAAAAAAAUAGUUACACUUGUAUUUGGAAAAAAAUAAUAGUUGUACUUUUUUGUAAGCUAUAAGUCCUACUGUAUUAAAUCAUCAUUAUUAAAUUAAGCAAAUUAAUUUGUGUUUCUGUUAUAUUUUAUUGUUGCAUGUGUGCAGCUUCUCGUCAUGUUAAUAUGUACUCAACAUAAAA
Molecule: messenger RNA, 648 nt
Organism: Megalobrama amblycephala (Wuchang bream)
Lineage: Eukaryota; Metazoa; Chordata; Actinopteri; Cypriniformes; Xenocyprididae
Product: CD209 antigen-like protein D
Exons: 4
Coding region: 7-432 (141 amino acids)
Source: RefSeq, a predicted model, not a curated record